Molecule: messenger RNA, 3491 nt
Organism: Sphaeramia orbicularis (orbiculate cardinalfish)
Lineage: Eukaryota; Metazoa; Chordata; Actinopteri; Kurtiformes; Apogonidae
Gene: ppp6r3
Product: protein phosphatase 6, regulatory subunit 3
Exons: 26
Coding region: 364-3150 (928 amino acids)
Cellular component (GO): nucleus; cytosol
Molecular function (GO): protein phosphatase regulator activity; protein phosphatase binding
Source: RefSeq, a predicted model, not a curated record
AGUUGAUGGAACCGCCAUCUUGAAAAGUGCCCUCCGAUGAUCUACCUUUUCGCGCCUGUCAGAACCAGUUUUAAACGCUUUAUUUUCUUUCCAACAAACCCGUACUGUUAUCGUGUUUGUGUCGGUAAGGCUUAGGACCAAUGGCAAGAUAAGCUACAUGCUGGAGACUCGUCGUUUACCGUUGUGUAUCGGUGUGUGCUGUUGAACUGCUGUAUGUGUGCUGUUUGUCAGUCUGUCCGUCACCGCUGUCUGCCUUUCUGUCCGUCCGGCUCGCCUGGAAUGGGCCAAAACUCCCAAAGACUAGAACACACUUCUUUUUAACCUGAGCUCCAUCAUCUGGACUCCAGAAUACCCACAGCCAACAUGUUUUGGAAAUUUGACCUCCACACCACGUCCCACAUUGAUACGCUGCUGGAGAAGGAGGAUGUGACUCUGACAGAGGUGAUGGAUGAAGAUGACGUCCUGCAGGAGUGCAAAGCCCAGAACCACAAACUGGUGGACUUCCUGUUGAGACCCCAGUGCAUGGAGGACCUGGUCACCUAUAUCACACAGGAACCCAGCCCUGAUGUUGAGGAGAAAGUGAAAUACAAGUAUCCUAACAUAUCCUGUGAGCUGUUGACCUCAGACGUGAGCCAGAUCAACGACCGACUGGGAGAAGAUGAAAAACUGCUGAUGAAACUGUACGGCUUCCUUCAGAACGAGCCUCCUCUCAAUCCACUUCUGGCUAGCUUCUUCUCAAAGGUCCUGUCCAUUCUCAUAGGCCGUAAACCAGAACAGAUAGUGGAUUUUUUGCGGAAGCGUGAGGAUUUCGUAGACUUGAUGAUCAAACACAUUGGGACGUCUGCCAUCAUGGACCUGCUGCUCAGAAUGCUCACCUGCAUUGAACCACAACAGCUACGACAGGAUGUCCUUAAUUGGCUGAAUGAGGAGAAAGUGAUCCAGAGACUGGUGGACAUGGUACAGCCCUCUCAGGAUGAAGAUAGACACUCCAACGCCUCCCAAUCGUUGUGUGAGAUCAUCAGACUAAGUCGAGACCAGAUGUUCCAGGUCCAGGGCUGCUCUGAGCCGGACCCACUACUGUCUACACUUGAAAAACAGGAGACGGUGGAGCAGUUGCUGUCCAAUAUCUUUGACAAAGACAAGAAUGAAUCUGCCAUCGUCAGUGUUAUCCAGAUUCUCCUCACACUGUUUGAGACCAGGAGACCAGCAUUUGAGGGUCACAUGGAGUGCCCCCCAGGGAUGAACCACCCUUCAUUCUCCGUUAACCACAGCAUCCUGGAGGCUGUGAGACCCCGACUCAAAGACUUUCACCAGCUGCUACUGGAACCCCCAAAGAAAAAUGUGAUGAAGACGACAUGGGGGGUAUUGGACCCCCCGGUGGGGAACACCAGACUGAACGUUGUCCGCCUGGUGGCCAGUCUGCUGCAGAGCAACACACACAGCAUCAACACAGAACUCAUCAACCUCAACACACUGGGAGUCAUACUAGAUAUGUAUUUCAAAUACAUCUGGAACAACUUUCUCCAUAUUCAAGUGGAAAUCUGCACAGCCAUGAUUCUGGCGAUGCCCCCCGCCCCCACAGAGAUCCAACCAGACACAGAGCAGGAACGUGCCAGGGAGAGCAUCCUCAUCAAACAUCUGUUUCAAAAGUGCCAGUUUAUACAGAGAAUUGUCGACGCCUGGAGCUCCAAUGAGAAGGAACAGGCAGAAGGUGGUCGGCGACGAGGCUACAUGGGUCACCUCACCAGAAUAGCCAAUUCUAUUGUACACAACUGUGACAAAGGUCCUAAUGGGCCGCAGAUACAACAGCUCAUCUCUGAACUGCCAACAGAGGACAGAGAGAAAUGGGAUGCCUUUAUUUCAGGGCAGCUGGCUGAUACAAACAAGAGAAACACUGUUGACCUGGUGAACACACACCACAUUCACUCCUCUAGUGAUGAUGAGGUAGACUUCAAAGACAGCGGCUUCCAUCAGGACUCCUCUCUACAACAAGCCUUUUCUGAUUAUCAGAUGCAACAAAUGACGUCCAAUUUUAUUGAGCAGUUCGGCUUCAAUGAUGAAGAGUUUGCUGAUCAGGACGAUGUUGUGGAUAUUCCCUUUGAUAGAAUAUCAGACAUCAAUUUUUCACUGAAUACAAAUGAAAGUGCAAAUAUAGCUCUGUUUGAAGCCCGCUGUAAGGAGAAAAUCCAGCAGUUUGAAGACGCUGGUUCAGAUGAAGAGGAUAUCUGGGAUGAAAAAGAUGUGACCUUUGCACCAGAGGCACAGAGACGCCCCAGGAGUUCAGGCAGCACCGACAGUGAGGAGAGCACUGACUCAGAGGAGGAGGAUGUCAAGAGGGAUCCGUUUGAGGGUUCUAAUCCCAGCGCUGACGACAGAAUGGAGGUUGACACAGGGCCGGUGUGGACGGCCAACUUUGAUGACAUCCCCAUGGACACGGGGACCUCCACAGCUCCACCCGCCAACUCCACCCUACCUUCCACUGCCUCCCCACUGUCCUCCUCUUCAUCGGAGGUCGUCCCUGAUGCAGCGUGGAGUUCUUCUGGCCCCGCCUCCUCCACCUCUGAAACGGGCUGGGCAGAUUUCUCCAACUUCACCCCCGUCAGUCCCAAAGACCCUCUGAGGUGCAACUCCCCUGUUGCCAUGGAAACCAGCAUAGAGACAGACCCGCUUGGGGUUAAUGCACCAAUGCAGCAAGAAGACUGUGACGGCUGGUUGGGCACAGGCGUGACUCCUCCUCCUUCGUCCACUUCCUCCAAAGACUGCGGUGAAUCGAAAGCAGAGGACGAAACAGCCUGUUGUGAGCAGCGCAGCAUCACUGAGACGGUCAUCAACGGAUCCAUGAAGGAAACCGUCAGCCUCACCGUGGACGCCAAGACCGAGACCGCCGUCUUCAAGAGAGUGUUGAAAUCUUAUCGUGAUGAAGAGAAGAGUGGUUCUGCAGAGAAAUACUCAGUAGUGGAAUGUGGGAAUUCGGAAAGAACGGGAGUCAACAGCUCAGCCGCAGCCUGCUGUCCUAAAACAGGCAGUGAGAAGUGCCGGUCCAGUGUGGAGCUUCCCAAUGGUCCCCUAGAGGACAUGUCCCCUGUAGAAGAGGCCAAGUCGGACCAGAGCGCCGUUUCCUCAGAACCAGCUGUGAACGGGCCGGCAUGAUGGACCCGGCGCCAGCCAACGGCCGGCCUGUUCUGCCCCGCAGCCGCCUCCUGUCCAGCCAGCAGAGGGCGCUGCUCAGAGCUGUACUAAUCACAAGCCCCCCACCAGGACCAGCAAUACUUCCAUGGGCUGACACAGACACAGACAGGUGUACAGACACAGGAUGAACGCAGGAGACACACUCACAUGGAAACAGGAUACUUUUCUGCAUUUGUUUAUAUACUUUUGUUCUAAUGAGGUGACGUGCGACUGAUAUCUUGCCACUCAAAAUUAAAUAGUAAUGUUGCUAUAGUUAAAGAAAUGAUUGUAUGAAUAAAAUAUUUUAUAAAAAGAAAAAUGUA